Molecule: messenger RNA, 5695 nt
Organism: Xenopus laevis (African clawed frog)
Lineage: Eukaryota; Metazoa; Chordata; Amphibia; Anura; Pipidae
Gene: tmem163.L
Product: transmembrane protein 163 L homeolog
Cellular component (GO): cytoplasmic vesicle membrane; bounding membrane of organelle; early endosome membrane
Molecular function (GO): zinc ion binding
Source: RefSeq, marked provisional
GGAGACUGGAGCCCAGGAUUUAAUUAGACCCUGUGUGUUACUGUCCCUUCCCAGCCUGUUACUGUGCUUGCUGCUCUCUCUGCCUGUCAGGAGUCUGCUGUGAAGCAUCUGGGAUUGUUGUACAGAGUGUGGAUCUGCUGUGCCUUCCCCUCAGUCUGUGCUGAAAGCACAUCUCGCCUGGGUGCCACAUUCCUCUCCUACCUACCAGGAUGGAGCCUCUUGACACAGAGUUGUGCUAUGACCCAGACCCCAGCAUUGUGCAACCAUCCUGCAACGGACAGACACCCCCUGGGCACAGGACACUGUCACCAACCCAGCAAAUGGACCACGAGCAGCAGAUGAAGAUCAGUGAGAGCGGCCAGUUCAGUGAUGUGGUGGAGAACAGAGGUUUGCUUGAAAGCAGCACCAGACUCAAACCUCAUGAAGCACAGAACUAUCGGAAAAAGGCCUUGUGGGUCUCUUGGCUUUCCAUUGCCAUCACAUUGAUUCUGGCAAUAGCGGCUUUCACCGUCUCGGUUAUGAGAUACAGUGCUUCAUCAUUCGGAUUUGCUUUGGAUGCUGUCCUGGAUGUUUUGUCAUCAGCAAUAGUAUUGUGGAGAUACAGUAACGCUGCAGCUGUACAUUCUGCGCACAGGGAGUACAUGGCUUGCUGUAUCCUGGGGGUGAUAUUCUUGCUUUCCUCCAUCUGCAUUGUAUCCAAAGCCAUCCAUGACCUCUCAAUCAGGGUUAUGCCAGAAGUGGACGGCUUUCUCUUCAGCGUUUCAAUUCUCAGCGGGAUCCUUUGCUCCCUCCUUGCAGCAAUAAAAUUCAUGUUGGGAAAAGUCCUAACGAGUCGAGCUCUCAUAACAGAUGGGUUCAACUCCCUUGUCGGAGGAAUUAUGGGUUUCUCCAUCCUUCUCAGUGCAGAAGUUUACAAGCACAAUUCUAAAGUCUGGUACCUGGAUGGGAGUGUGGGCAUCCUCAUUGGACUGAUAAUUAUGUCCUAUGGCAUCAAGCUGCUGAUGGACAUGGUUCCCAGGGUGAGGCAAACGCGUCACUAUGAGAUGUUUGAAUGAAGGACGCCCGAUGCAGUAAGAGAAAGAGACCCCAAGGCUGCUCAGCCAUCUCUUGUACAUAGGCAAAUUCUAACUGUAGGUUAAUGGACUAUGUGGGUUCCCUUGGAGUUAUUUAGGGGCUCAUGUAAAACACUCACCUGUACAUACAAAUGUUAUGUGCUUGUAAAUGAGCAAAAACAGUAUUUUUGUUACUUGGACUGGUGUGAGGACAGGGCAAUGCCUUUCUCUUUGUUUUCUCCCUGUAUCUGAUGCUGGAGAUACUUUACAGAAGUAGCACAUUGUUAGUGUGAGCGUCUUGCAUUGCUUUGUCCAGUUACACCCAGAGAGAAAAAGAUCCCCAAUUUUGUGAGAUUUCAGAAGACAAACAUUUAACAGGAGCUGCUGCAAGUGGCGGCUUUGGACCCUCGCUCCCAACAGGGACAGAUGGUUCUCUGAUUAGCACAGGUGGGCUGUCACGUUAACGAAGCCACUGAUUGAUCUGCCUUUAGUCAUGUGAUGUGGAUAUAAUGAGAGCAGCUCUGCUGCUGGGCCCAUAAACAUAUCACUGUAGCAACCCCCACCCCCCAGUGCUGGAAAGCACGUCUGCAUGAUGUUGUUCAAUACAAAGUGGAUUAGACGUUACUUAGGUUGCUUUGGAAAUUAUUUUUAAUAUAUAUUUUUAUAUAUAUAUAUAUAUAUAUCUUUAUGGUGAGUACACAAGGAGGCCCCCUGGCAGUAUUUCACUCUUAAUAGCAUAGUGCCACAUUUCAGAUUUUUAAAGCAAUGAGUCUCUUAGUAUAAAAAAAACCUACCCAGAGCUAAUCACCGCAGACAGAGACACAACUUUAAAGGAGAACUAAACCAUAAAAAUUAAUAUGGCUAAAAAUGUCACAUUUUAUUUACUGAACUUAUUGCACGGUUUCAGCUUCUCAAUAGCAGCAAUGACCCAGGACUUCAAACUUGUCACAGGGGGUCACCAUCUUGGAAAGUGUCUGUGACACUCACAUGUUCAGUGGGCUCUGAGCCGCUGUUGAGAAGCUAAGCUUAGGGGAUGUCACUAAUUAUCAAGCAGAAAAUGAGGUUUGUCUGUAAUAUAAGCUGAUGCUACAGGGCUGAUUACUAAAUUCUGAUGCUAAUUGCACUGGUUUCUGUGCUGCCAUGUAGUAAUUAUCUGUAUUUAUUACUAAUCAGCCUUAUAUUGUGGCAUUUCUAUUCUAUGUGUACUGUAUAUUGUGAGUGGGUCCCUAAGCUCAGUAAGUGACAGCAGCACAGAGCAUGUGCAGUGAAUCAGCAGAAAAGAAGAUGGGGAGCUACUGGGGCAUCUUUGGACACACAUAUCUUCCCUGCUAAAGGGCCGUGGUUGCCUUGGGCUGGUAAAGAAGCCCAAAACAUAAUGUACAACAUUUCUAGCUACUUCUUUAGUUAAGCUUUAGUUCUCUAAACCAUAAAAUGAAUAUGGCUAUAAAUGUCAUAUUUUAUAUACUGAAUUUAUUGCACCAGCCUAAAGUUUCAGCUUCUCAAUAGCAGCAAUGAUCCAGGACUCCAAACUUCUCACAGGGGGUCACCAUCUUGGAAAGUGUCUGUGACACUCACAGUGUCAUGUGCAUGUGCAGUGAAUCAGUAGAAAAGAACAUGGGGAGCUACUGGGGCAUUUUUGGAGUCACAGAUCUUUACUGCUAAAAGGCUGUGGUUGCCUUGGGCUGGUACAGAAGCACAAAACAUCAUGUACAACAUUUCUAGCUACUUCUGCAGAGAAAAGAGAUGCAAAGAGGCUGACACUGUUUGCAUUUGUCCUCCAGCCUGUUGGGACAGUGUGGGAAGAUGGGGGGGACACAUUUACAAAGGGUGAUUCAGGGGCGUAACUACAGAGGAGGCAUAAACUGCGGCUGCAGGGUUGUCCAGGAGGUAUAGGGGCCCCAGGAGGCCCUAAUUCAUAUACAAUUUCAAUAAAUAUUGAUACAACAGUUCAACCUCUAUACAUUUUGGGGGCCUGAAAAAUAACUUGCUGUGGGGCCCAGUGAUAUCUAGUUACACCACUGGUGUGAUUAACCCUGAGUAAGUUUUUAGAGACACAGUGACAUGAUCCUGCUAAUAUCUUGAAUAUGUACUUUCCUUUUAAAUGGAAGUUCACCUGGGCUCUUCCUUCAGGAAUUACCCAGAAACAAAGGUCUGAUCAGUGGUAUUACCUUCAUGGGUUGCUCUCAUUCCCAUGGUCUGGAAGGGUGGCUCUUUUACUCUCCUAACAGAGGUCAAUGCAGUAGACUGCAGUCCAAGUCCCGCUCCUCUGCCUGACCAUGGGAAAGAAAGCAGCCCAGGAACAGGAAAUACAAGAAAACAGAUAAUUCAGUGAGCUUUUUAAAGAUUCACUGCACUGAUAGUUAUAAAGGGACACUAAUGCAAUAAUUCAUAUAUAUAUAUCAUGCAUGCCAUAUUAAACAAGAAGGGGCAAAUGGGUAACUUAUCUUAAAGCACAGUAUGAAAUGUUCCAACUGAUAUCAAUAUGUAUGUGAAAGGACUUAAACUGAGGCAGCCAAUCAGAAUUCACCUUACAGCAAACGUUCAUUGACUUUUAUUGAAUAGUCUGUGGGGUGUUACCUUUAUUAUAUACAGUAUAUAUAUAUAUAGUGUGCCAGUGCCUUGUGAUUCCUGAGUGACUGUGAGUCCUGCGCCACGCUACUCUAGAUACUAUGUAGUGCUAUGUACUAUUUACAAUCUGACAUUUUAUCCUGGAAGGCAAAUGUUAUUAUUCCAUUUUUAAUUAAAUCACACAGAAUUAUAUAAUUUUGGGCCGAUGUACAUACCCCCACCCCCAACAUCAAAUGUCUUCCCGAAGGCAAACGAUUCCAUUCCAUUAAACAUACAGUCGAACUCACUAUUUAUGAUAAACAACAGUGCCCUUCUUUCCAGCAGGGGCCGCUAAUAUAUUGGUUGGAGUGAAGAUAAAGGGUUAAUGACUAUGACAUGAAUACAUUAUGAGGAUGGGAAUAUGGGAUGCCAUGGAGCAACUUUAUAAUAAAAUGAGCGUUCAGUACUGGAACUAGAAAUACAGGGAGAUUUCCGUGUUCUUUAAAAAAAUGGUACUUUCCUGCAUUAGAGCUUCUUCUCCCAGCCUCAGGAAACUGAGAAUAGAAUAAGAACCUUAGUGAAUGAGAUGUCCUUUACUUGCUGUACCUCCUUUCAAUAUCAUGAUCUUAUUUUUUAUAUUCAGGAAAAGCAAUCAAAGGCACUGACACUGUUUAGCAUAUUGCUUAACCCUUGCACAUCUGUCCCAGAGCAAUAUAUAGAUAUAUAGAUAUAAAUGCAUAGAGAUAUUUAUAGUGUAGUCUCUGGGUAUGGCCUGAAAGUCCCACCUGUCCGCUAAUCCUCCACCUCAUUGUAUUUGUGAUGUCAUAUUUCAGAUGUUAACCCAUGCCUUACCCUGUCAGAGAUCCAUGGAGAUGAGUGCCUAAAAGCACAGGUGGGGGUUUAUGUAACUCCCAAGCACAGAAAUGGGCACUGACCUUUUGUAUAAGUUAAAUUAAAAAUGCAGCUAAAUGGGGGAAAUAUUACACCCACCUUUAAUUCUCUGCAUUUCUCUGCAUUUCCUGUUCUUGGGCUGUUCUCUUUCCUGCUGUCAGGAAAGGGUGGAGCUUGGACUUGACUAAGAACUGGGUAAGAAAACAGUGUAGCCUGGUGAAGCAAAAGUUCCCUCUAGUGGCCAAAGCUGCUUUACACUGCCCAUGCUCCCAUGUAGGACUUUGCUCUACCCCUUUAAUUCGCAUUUGUUCCUAUGGGUCGCUGUGACUCUCAGGCACCAAUACGAAUGGUGGAAAUAGACUUUAGAUAAGGGGUGGGUAGGUUUAGAGCACAAACGCUGAUCUGUACAGUAAGCACAAAUAUAACCCCAGAGUUAUAGUCAACAAUUUCCCUUAGCCAUAUUCCAACUCCUGGGUUGCUCUCUUCCCAUGGUCAGCCAGAAGGCCCGGAGCUUGGUUCUAACAGCUAAUUUGGUUAAAAUAUUGAUCAAAACAGGUCAUACACAGCAAAACAAAUCAUGACAGAGCCUUGGUCACUAAAAGUGGGGGCUCCAUACAUCAAACUACUUUAUAAUGCUUUUCCAUAGACGUCAAUGCAAUUAGAAAUCACCCACUUACUAUAGUGUCAGUAAAUGAGAGCAACCCAGCGACAGUGUAGAAAAAAAAUCUGUGUGUUUUACUACCUGCAACCAGCCGUGUGGAUUCACUUAUAAGUGACGAUAAAGCAAAUUUAAUGCCAAACAUAUUUACCCCCUUGAACCGAAACAAACAAAAAAUAGAUGUGGAUUUACUGUAAAAACAUGAAGGGAUUAGGUAAAUUUCCCCUUUAAUUAAUAAUCCCCAGUGCUACAAUUUGUAUAAAUAAAGCUGUGAAUAAGAAUGCCCUGCAGAGGACACCAGUAUAUUCCUAGGAGAGGUGUGUUUGUGGGGUGUUUAUGUAAGUCUUUAAUCUUGCCAGUGAUAUUGAAACCAAAUGUUUGUCAGAACCUAAAGAAUUCGGUAUUUUCUACUGUACUAGUCCUGAUUCUAUAGACUGUAUCCCCUGAAUGUACUGUAUAUUAUUCCACUGAGGUGCAAUAGCCCCCCCAAGGGUCAAGGGGGGGAACAACAAUCCAUGACCAAUAAAUAUUUAUUUCAAAGAACAAA